Molecule: messenger RNA, 4229 nt
Organism: Conger conger (European conger)
Lineage: Eukaryota; Metazoa; Chordata; Actinopteri; Anguilliformes; Congridae
Gene: lrig1
Product: leucine-rich repeats and immunoglobulin-like domains 1
Exons: 18
Coding region: 1018-4155 (1045 amino acids)
Molecular function (GO): protein binding
Source: RefSeq, a predicted model, not a curated record
CCAAUUACAGCACUGGAUGGGAGGUUCCCACAAGCUGUGGUGCACCCAACGUGGGGUUCAUGAGCAAUAGCUUUGGAAAAAAAGAAAGUGAGGCAAAAGGAAAAAAAAUAUCUUAUGGUGGAUACGAUCUGAAGCGAGGACUGUAUUUGUUAGUAACCGGAUCACUGAGAUUUCCAGGCCAUAGACUGCAUCUGAUAAGCAGCUACGAGUUUCUUCUUUGCGACAACAGCGGAGGGAAUCGGCGCUGACGACUGGUGUUUCAUUUAGGUGUUUUGCAGUAGGCUACGACAGCUGAGAAAUCAACUUCAGGGAAGAGAUUUGCUGAUCAUCAACUCUCGGUCUGGUGAAACUUUGUAACAAAGUAAAAAGUGAAUCAAGGAACCGAAAAGUUUGUUGCAAUGUAUGGAAACAGAAGAAGAAAAGUUUUGUAAUCGAAGUUUGCCGUUAAUGGCAUUGCUACGAUUGUUGUGCCAGGAUAUUACCAAAACAUGUCAAUUUGUUUUUCCAAGCAAAAUGGUACAGCAAAACAUGCGUCAGAUAAACUUUAAAUUAUUGCAUGUAUUGUGAAGAGUUUUUUUCUGAAGAGCGUCAGAUUUCCUUUUACUGGGGGAUCUGGCCAUUAUAUGUUUUUCAGUUGGAAAUAAAUAAAUGCUAGGCAAAACGAAGGCUUAGCUUGCAGACGGACCCCCUUUUCAACCUUUUAAGGACAACUGCGGUAACUUGCAUUUAGUUUUGGCUUCUGGACAAGUUUCUUGAAUUGCUUUGUUAAUCGUGAUUCACCUUUGCUAGUUGCGCAGGGCACAGAGAGAAGCUCGAACGGGACUUUUUAAACUAGCUAGCUAACUUUCCUGAAAUCUGGAAAAGCUCCCCAAUAACCUACUGAUACUUCCUUUACAAUGUAACGUUAAAUCCUAAAUGUGCAACUGUAAAUUAUAUAGUCCUGGAAAGCAAACGGUAAGAUUAACAAAGUGGCAGUAACGAGAAAUUAGUUGCCGCUCUAUUAAAACUGGAUACAAAAUGGCGGCGUCGCAGGGACAAAUCGGAUCCGUCUCUUAUUAUGUUUUUUAUUUAAUUUUGUGCCUGGAACUGCUUAUCGACUCCGGAUUGAGCUCAGAUUUGCCUUGUGCUCAGAACUGUACGUGCACUAGCAAUUCGGUGGACUGCAGCAAUUUGGAUUUGACGAAUACUCCACAGGAUCUGCCCGUCCAAACUGUCUAUCUAAAUCUGAGCCACAACAAACUGACUGCGAUCGAUACUGCUGUUCUGGCUAACCUCCCGAACCUGCAAGAAGUACGGUUGGGUCAUAACGGGAUGACUUCCUUUCCAUCGUUGGGAGAAGCCUCCUCGAAGAUCGUUUCCCUUUAUCUAGACCACAACAAGAUCCGCAGCAUUGACGGGAAAGUGCUGAAGGACUUCAGCUCCUUGGAGACGCUCGACCUGAACAACAACGACAUCUCUGAGAUCCGGAGUCACAGUUUCUCCCCUGGCCUUCCCAUCAAAUACCUGUACUUGGGAAGUAACAGGAUCAGCCACGUGGAGUCGGGCGCAUUCCACAGCCUGUCCCCGACCCUGCAAGUGCUGCGUCUGAGCCGGAACAGGAUCUCCCAGCUUCCUGUCAAAGCCUUCCAGCUGCCCCGACUGACACAGCUGGAGCUGAACAGGAACAGGCUGAGGCUCAUCGAGGGGCUCACCUUCCAGGGCCUGAGCAGCCUGGAGGUGCUGAAGCUCCAGAGGAACAACAUCAGCAAGCUGACCGACGGCGCCUUCUGGGGGCUGGCCAAGAUGAAGGCUCUUCACCUGGACUUCAACAGCCUGACGGAGGUGAACAGCGGCUCUUUGUACGGCCUCUCCGCUCUCCUGCAGCUCUUCCUCAGCAACAACUCCAUCUCCCACAUCAACCCUGACGGGUGGCAGUUCUGCCAGAGGCUGCGGGAGCUGAGUCUGUCCUAUAACAACCUGACCAGGCUAGAUGAGGGCAGCCUGGCGUAUCUGGGGGACCUGCACACCCUGCGUCUAGGACACAACUCCAUCAGCCACAUUAUGGAGGGGGCCUUUCGAGGCCUAAAGGCCCUGCGCAACCUGGAGCUGGACCAUAACGACAUCUCGGGCACAAUAGAGGACACCAACGGGGCCUUCUCCGGCCUGGACAGCCUGAACAAGCUAACUCUGUUUGGAAACAAGAUCAAAUCGGUGGCCAAGAAAGCGUUCUCAGGCCUGGAGGCCCUAGAGCACCUGAAUCUGGGCGAGAACGCCAUCCGCUCCAUUCAACCUGAGGCCUUUGUGAAGAUGCGGAGCAUUAAGGAGCUGCACAUCCAGAGUGACAGUCUCCUGUGUGACUGUCAGCUGCGCUGGUUUCCUGAGUGGCUGGUGGCCCGGGGGCUGCAGGCAGGUGUAGGGGCCACCUGUGCCCACCCAGAGAGCCUGAAGGGCACCAGCAUCUUCAAGGCCCCGGCCGAGAGCUUUGUGUGUGACGACCUGCCCAAGCCCCAGAUCACGGUGCAGCCGGAGACCACGGUGGCGGUGCUGGGGAAGGACGUGCGCUUCACCUGCAUGGCGGCCAGCAGCAGCAGCUCCCCCAUGAGCUUCGCCUGGCGCAAGGACCAGGAGAACCUGAGGGACCCCGAGGUGGAGAACUUCGCCCACGUGCGCGCCCGUGACGGGGAGGUGAUGGAAUACACCACCAUUCUCCACCUGCGCCACGUCACCUUCGCCCACGAGGGCCGCUACCAGUGCGUCAUCACCAACCACUUCGGCUCCUCGUACUCAAGCAAGGCCCGCCUCACCGUCAACGUGCUGCCCUCCUUUGUGAAGACCCCACGUGACAUCACCAUCCGCACGGGCACCACGGCGCGUCUGGAGUGCGCGGCCGAGGGCCACCCGGGGCCCCAGAUCGCCUGGCAGAAGGACGGGGGGACGGAUUUCCCCGCCGCACGCGAGCGACGCAUGCACGUGAUGCCGGACGAUGACGUGUUCUUCAUCAUGGACGUGAAGCCGGAGGACAUGGGCGUGUACAGCUGCACUGCCCAGAACACGGCCGGGACCAUCUCCGCCAACGCCACGCUGAUGGUGCUGGAAACGCCACACCUGGCCCAGGAGCUGGAGGACCGCAGCGUGGUGGUGGGGGAGACGGUGGCUCUGCAGUGCAAGGCCCUGGGGAGCCCCCCGCCCCGCAUCACCUGGCUGAAGGGCGAGGAGCCCCUCACGGUGACCGAGCGCCACCACUUCACCCCCGACAGCCAGCUGCUGAUCAUCCGCAGCGUCUCCCUGGGCGACGCCGGCCGCUACACCUGCGUCAUGUCCAACCGGCUGGGCACGGAGCGCGCCCACAGCCAGCUGACCGUGCGCCGCUCGGCGUCCUGCAGCGCCCCCGGGGGCCGCCCCGACGGCACCAUCACCGUGGGCAUCAUCGUCAUCGCCGUGGUCACCAGCAUCGUCAUCACCUCGCUGGUGUGGGUGUGCAUCAUCUACCAGACCCGCAAGAAGAGCGAGGAGUGCAGCGUCACCAACACCGAUGAGACCAUCGUGCCCCCUGACGUGCCCAGCUACCUGUCCUCCCAGGGCACUCUGUCGGACCGACAGGAGGUGUGCAUUCGGGUGGAGUCCAGCGGUGGACCCCAGCCCAACGGGCACAUCGACAGCAACGGUUUUGAUGGUCCGGUGAUCUGCACGGACUGCUUGGAGAACGGAAGCGGUUACUCUAAAGACUCGGACUACGUUCCUCACGGGAUUCGGCCCCCGGAUGUGGACUACCAGCAGAACCACCGAGGCCUGGAGUACAGCAGACCCAGAGGAGAGGACCUGGGCCCCGCCGGCAUCCCACACUGCAACGGGACGCCCAACGGGGUCAAAAGGGACAUUCAGGCACCCGUGUUUCCCAGCAACCACGACAGGGUGACGUCACCAAAAAGACAUUGUGAUAGAAAAGGUUCCUAUGUGAAGAACGCGGAGACGUCCUUACCCCUGAGCUCCGUGUGCGGGCCCUCUUUAGAGGAGUCCUUUCACAAGCCCGUCAAGCUGCCCGUCCCCGGGCGGGAGGCGGAGGACAGUGACUGCGGCUCGGACGCCAGGCACACCCUGCUGGCCAACGGGCACCCUCCCAGGUCAUGUGACCUGGUGACGGGCGAGGGCACCCCGCUGCGGCGGGCGAGUGACUAGGGAGACCGGGCCACGGACGCUAAAGCACCGUCUCUUCUUUGCACUGAGAAACUGCUACCUCAACCCCGGAAGGA